GCCAGGCCCGCCUCGGUUUCUUUGUGCUCGGCAUCGGCGGCGGGUACUUGCUGGCAGCCUCUCUGUGUGUGACUAGCUGAGCUCGGCUGUUGGCGGCCGUUUUCCCUCACAGAACCGGCCUCGGUCUGACAGACCUGACCCUUCUCUCUCUGCCUGCCGUCGCCGCCGCCCUUUGGAGCUGCCGCCAUGUCGCUGGGAUCCGGUCCGGAGGCAGGUUUCUCCAGCGAAGAGCUGCUGACCCUGCGCUUCCCUCUGCACCGCGCCUGUCGCGACGGCGACUUGCCGGCUUUGUGCGCUCUGCUGCAGAGCGCGCCCCGCGAAGACCUGGCAGCCGAGGACUCCUUCUACGGGUGGACCCCCAUCCACUGGGCCGCGCAUUUCGGAAAGUUGGAGUGCUUAAUGCAGUUAGUGAGAGAGGGAGCAACUGUAAAUGCCUGUACAACACGUUUUGCCCAAACACCAGCACACAUUGCUGCUUUUGGAGGACAUCCUCAGUGCCUCAUCUGGUUAAUUCAGUCAGGAGCCAACAUAAACAAACAGGAUUAUGUUGGUGAAACUCCUAUUCACAAAGCAGCCCGGUCUGGUAGUAUGGAGUCCAUAAGUGCCCUUGUGGCUCAUGGAGCUCAAAUAGACUUGAGAAAUGCCAGUGGCCUGACAGCAGCAGAUCUUGCACAUACCCAGGGCUUCCAGGAAUGUGCUCAGUUGCUCUUGAACCUCCAGAACUGCGCGCUGAACCAUUUCUAUAGCAAUGGCACCUUAAAUGGAAUUCAUCAGAAUACCAGCCUCAAUAAUGGUGCAAGUCGAAAACGGUCUUUUGAGCAUAUGGAGAGUGCUGGAAUUAAGAAAGCCAGGACUGAAGGUCAAAGUUUUGAUGGCUUAAUACCAAUUACAAAUGGAGGAACUGAAGAUGAUGCUGACAAUAUGCAUGUUGAUAGAGAAUUUGCUGUUAUAUCAGAUAUGAACUGCAGUAACUCCAUAUUGAAUGCAUUGACAAAUGGAUAUAUCCUCAAUGGACAUUUGGACUCCAGCUCCCCAGCUCAGCUCCAUGGAAUGAGGGCCAGGCGUGAAGAAUGCCUAUCACUUAUAGUACCCAAUGAAAUAGCAUCUACUAAUAAGCAUACAAUUAAUGUUGGUAAUGGUGCUGAGGAGCCAGAAAAAGUUAUAAAUCCUUCUGAUAUGUGUGGUUCUUUGCAUCUGAAUGGAAGCCCUAGUAGCCUUGUGUCAAGCAGGCCCUCAUGGGUGGAGGACCUUGGAGAUACAUUGCACUAUGGACAUUAUCAUGGUUUUGGGGAUACUGCUGAAAGUAUUCCUGAACUUAACAGUGUUAUUGAGCAUUCCAAUUCUGUUAAAGUUGCACAGAAAUAUGAUAAUACUGUCUUGGGUACAAUGCAUCUUUAUCAUGGCUCCUAAGGUGUACAUACCACACUUUGUGGAUGUAAACAUAUAUUUUGAAAAAGUACUAUUAAACAAUGUAGUGGAGAUGGUGGUAUCAUCCGAAGGAUGCUUCAAGUAACAGUUUUUUUACACAAUGUUUGAGAGAAAUUGCCACUUGACAGCCUUAUGCUUCUAGUUUGCAUGCACAGGGUUCUUUAGUUACAUGAAUAGGUGCUUUUACAAUGGAAUGUGUGGUCUUUUUUAUGACGAGUUCUAGUUUUGUACUUUUUUUAUUUCUAAGCUAUAAACACUCUAGAUGUUUUUGUUCUCACUUGCAUUAAGCUCUUUCACUAAAUUUUUUGGGGGGAAGUUGGUUUUUGAUAUUAGCAAAAGUCAAUUCUCCAAUUAAGAUUUUCUGUUGAAGCUAUGGUAAGCAAUAACCGUGCCAGCUAUGACUAUGCAAGGAGUGGAUGGUUACAGUAAAAACACUUGGUGUAUUUGCUCACUUCCCAAAACAAGAAAAAGGUGAUUUUCCCCUCUUGAAUUGCAUAUAAACUAGCCUGCUUAAAAUGAAGUGAUGAUUGAAUAGUACUUUAAAUGUUUCACUUUAUAUUUAGAUAGUUUGUCCUCUGUGCGCACACACAGCUAGCAUUUCCGUAUUUUAUUCCGAAAUGCGGAUCUGAAAGAUAUUUCCUAUUUUUUGCUUCCCUAAAGAUAUGCAUGGUAUUUUACCAUAGCUCACAGAAUGGCAUGUUGGCAUUGUUUUACUGUGUAUCUGAAUUACAAAAACUUGUUGAAAUGUCUGGUCAAUAUAUUUCAGCUUUAUGUUCUGUUAUAUGCACAUAUUAUGUUUUUGUGGGUUUCCCCAAGAAAAUAUAUUGUUUUGAAACUAAUGUGUAUCUCCACCCCAAAGUUAGGGGUUGUUUUUUUAAGCCAAAUUCAGUGGGAAUAUAAUUGACGGUUGAAUAGAUGGUAUAUGUAGAAGAUUUAUGUGUGCACUGCAAAAGCUCUGUAAAAUUACUACUUUUGUGAUUUUCUGUAAAAUUCAGAUGGAUAAAGAAAACAUUGAACUAAAACAAAUGUAUGUCGUUUGUAUCUUGUUUCCAAAGGGACCUUUAUAAAUUGAAUUAAAAAUUUAAAAAAUUAAAUUUCAUCUUGCAUUUUACUUAUAAAUUUGUGCAACAA
This is a messenger RNA of Hemicordylus capensis (graceful crag lizard), 2559 nucleotides long. RefSeq names its product ankyrin repeat domain 10 (gene ANKRD10). The transcript has 6 exons. Gene Ontology annotation, molecular function: protein binding. NCBI's taxonomy places the organism in Eukaryota, Metazoa, Chordata, Lepidosauria, Squamata, Cordylidae. Bases 187 to 1410 code for a protein of 407 amino acids. The record is from RefSeq and is a predicted model, not a curated record.